AUGAUACAAGCAAUUUUUUUGCUACUAACAGAACGUGAUUACUUACAUGUACUUGUCACUAUAAUAGAAACUGAUAUUCCAGAAACUGGACACGUUCUCUCUACAUUUGCUGAAGCCCGUUUACCUGUCACUAUAAUAGAAACUGACAUUCCAAAAACUGAACGCGUUUUUCCUGCAUUUGCUGAAGUCCGUUUACCUGUCACUAUAAUGGAAACUGACAUUCCAGAAACUGAACAUGUUUUUUCUGCGUUUGCUGAAACCCGCUUACCUGUCACUAUAAUGGAAACUGACAUUCCAGAAAUUGGACGCGUUUUCCUUAUGUUUGCUGAAAUCCACACAGUUAUUAAAAGAUAUGCUGCAAAAACUAAUGCUGUUUUAAUUUUAGGAAAGACAUCCAAAAAUCCUGAUGGUAGUGACUAUAGGCAGGCGUUCUUUGUCUGUGAAAAACAAGAGAAGUAUGGUGAAAAAAAUGAGAAACAUAUCAUCAAGCGAACUGGGUGUCCUUUUUCUGUAGGAGUAAAUUAUUGCAAAAAAGCCCAAGAAUUCGUAAUAACAAAGUCAUAUUUAGAGCAUAAUCAUGAUCUUUGUCUAAAUGUCACGAAAUUCAGCACUGUCAUGCACAAAUUUGAUCAAAAUGAUCUUGGUCUAAUCGAAAAGCUUCACAAUAAUGAUCUUCAGACUAAGAAUAUAUUUUCAGUGCUAAAUUCUGUUAGCUCGAAGUAUAUUCACAAGCCUGAUGUCUAUAAUGCUAUACUGUUUAAAACUUUACAAAAUGAUAAAAAUAUUGUAGACAAUAUAGCGACAAAAACUGCACAUAAUGACGAACGUGAUCAAGAUGGGACAUUCAUUCAAGCAAUCUUCUGGGCAUAUCAUAGUGCAAUUUCUGACAUUGAUCAUUUCGGAUCAACAUAUCCACUAGCCUUUACACUUGUUUACUUGGAGACCUAUGAUUUUUAUUAUUGGGUAAUGCAACAAUUAAGUCAAGUGUUUAUUAAAUUAAUAGGUGAUGCACAGCAUAAAGAAAGUUGGCUUGCACCAUAUACGAAUGGUAAUAUAAAUCUUGACAUAAAGUCAAGUCAGCAUGUUGAAAGUCUUCAUAGUAAGUUAAAGGGUGUUGAAAAUCGUAUUAUUCCAGUCGACAGAAUGCUAUCGAUCCUUUGGCGACAACUACAAGAGCACUCCCAAAAACUUGCGUAUGAAACAUUUUUGCAUCAAAAUAGAAAUACACAGGAUAGUACAGAUGUGAGUCUGGAAGAACUACAUUUAAUAUGCUCACAAUUUGCAUUCGAAUCAUUUGUGAAGCAACAGGGUGAUCUUGCAAAGUCAGCUAAGUAUGAGGUGCUUGAAUAUGAAGAGAGUAUAUACAACAUAACACAAAUUAGCAAUCAGAAAAAAUCAACGUAUGUGUAUUUGCGUAUCCAUGUGUCACCAAAUGAGAUUCAUGAGCGUUGGUAUGUACAACAUGUCAUAGAAGCAGAGCAUAUCACAAAUCAGGUCCCUUUACUUGUCACACAGAUUUUCAGGCAGUUACCAAAAUGUCAUCAUGAUAACUUCUUAGAUUUGAUGAAACAUACUUCAGAAUAUGUUCUUGAGACUGGUAAAGUGUCGAAACUGUUACAAAGUGAGUCAAAUAUUGCGCAGCAAAAGGUUUUGAAAAUGAUUAGCAUUGAUAAUACAACAAAUAGUGACAAUAUUAAGAUGCCCAAAGGAAAAUGUACAUGUGGUCACCCUUCUAAUAACAGACGUAUCCAUGAUAAUGAUAUGAUGCUGCACUUGGCUGGCAUAAAGCCUGAUCCACGUAUUUCUCAAAAUUUGAUAUUGCAGACAUAUAAUUCAAUUGGGGAUGAUUUUCAUAACAAUGUGCUUGGAUAUGACAUUAAUCGAUUAAUGGCUAUUUUGUUGUAUAUGGUAUCUGAAUAUCCACAGGAAUAUUGA
This is a messenger RNA of Ambispora gerdemannii, 1935 nucleotides long. NCBI's taxonomy places the organism in Eukaryota, Fungi, Glomeromycota, Glomeromycetes, Archaeosporales, Ambisporaceae. The record is from the annotation of a GenBank genome assembly.